CAUACAAUACAAUGCAAUCAUAGCUGACAUCUAUGUAAGUGUUAGUCAAUCGAUGGGAUAAACAUUUGAUGCAAACAUUGAAUUCAAUCAAUUGAUUGAAUGACUGUUUGAAUGACAAACCAAUGGCUCAACAAUUGGCACACAAUUUGAAUGACAAGAAGUGGAGGUCAGAGGAUAUCAAUGUCUGCGAUGAAGAAAGUGAUAUAACAUUCAAGUCAUUGAAUUUAAAGGAAAGUGUUUUGUCUGGACUGACAGCCAAUGGUUUUUUGCGACUUUCGGCCAUUCAAUUACACGCCAUUCCUCUGAGUCGUUGUGGUCUCGAUCUUAUCGUUCAGUCCAAGUCAGGCACCGGUAAGACAGUGGUCUUUGUGGUGACAGCUCUUGAGAUGAUUGAGUCGUUUGAAUCAAAUGUCACUCAAGUGCUUAUCAUAUGUCCCACGCGUGAGAUUGCCGUUCAAACCAAUCACGUGAUGAAUCAAUUGGCCAAACAUACAGACAUCCGAUGUUGUCCUGUGAUCGGCGGAACCAAACUUAAAGAAGAUGUCAAUAUGUUAGGCAAAUGUCAGGCAGUAGUCGGAACUCCCGGAAGAAUAAAACAAUUGAUUUCUUUGAAUGUUUUGAAAACAAACUCUAUUCGGCUCUUAGUUUUGGAUGAAUGCGAUAAACUUAUGGACAAUAAUUUUAAGCAACAAAUUGAUGACAUAUUUGAGUGUUUGCCACAAAACAAACAGAUGAUAGCCGUGAGCGCCACAAUGGGGUCAGAGUUGGCUAACUUUCUGACUAAAUAUAUGCGGACACCGGUCUUCGUUAGACUCAAUGCCGACAAUCCGGCACUGAUUGGUCUUAAACAGUACUAUUGGAUGACAGAGUAUCACCACUUGAAUCACAUUAACUUUGACAAUAAGAUUCAACCAUUGAUUGAAAUUCUGUCAAAUGUUUCAUUUUCUCAGUGCUUAGUCUUUUCCAACUAUCAGACGAGGGCUCGUAUGCUUUGCGACAAAUUGAAUGCAUUAAACUGGAAGACAGAGUAUAUCAGUGCAGACAAGUGUCAAACAGAAAGAUUGAAAGCAAUUUCCAAACUAAGAAAAUUCAAGUGUCGAGUACUCGUAUCCACUGAUCUAACCGCUCGUGGGAUUGAUGUUUACAAUAUAAAUCUUGUCAUAAAUAUGGACACUCCGUUUGAUUCUCAAACCUAUUUGCACCGAAUAGGUCGCGCCGGGAGAUUCGGCACGUCUGGUAUUGCCAUCACUAUUGCCAGCAAAGGUCGCGAAGUAGAGCUUUUGCAAAAUAUUAUUAAAGAUUCGAAACUCAAAGUCGAAGAAUUGAAACAUCCGAUUCCUGAAGAUAUUUGGAAAAUGGAUGACAACUUAAACAAUGAUUUUAUGCUGAAUGACAAUAAAAAAUAUUCAGAAAAAUCAGUACAAGAAUUAAAUAGUAAUACAAACAAUAAUUUUGAUGAUAUAGACGAAACAAAGAGUGAUUCAAAUGACAUAUCAAAUCAAUUCAUGUCAUUUAAUGAUAUUAUCAGUGAAUAUAAUUUAAUUAAGAGUUCUUCUAACUCUGAAAAUAAUUUAAAAAGUCAACAACAAAACAGUAAUGACAAUCCUAUUCAAACAAAUUAUGAAAGUAAUAGUUAUUAUGACGAUAUAGAUGAAGAUAAUGUUGAAGAUAUAUCAUUUGAACGAAAAGAUCCAUCGGUUAAUUUAAUCCAAAACGGUCUCAACCAAUGGGCAAACGCUUUGUUUCCUCCAAUACAUAGUGUGUCAACUCCUUCAUCAUAUAAUCAAUGGAUUGAUAAUAAUAAGCAUUUAUGGACUUAUAUGUUGGAUCCGUUUCAAGCUUUACAGUUGACUUAA
Molecule: messenger RNA, 1856 nt
Organism: Oppia nitens
Lineage: Eukaryota; Metazoa; Arthropoda; Arachnida; Sarcoptiformes; Oppiidae
Product: probable ATP-dependent RNA helicase DDX20
Exons: 4
Coding region: 123-1856 (577 amino acids)
Biological process (GO): spliceosomal snRNP assembly
Cellular component (GO): SMN complex
Molecular function (GO): ATP binding; RNA binding; RNA helicase activity
Source: RefSeq, a predicted model, not a curated record